AUGUUAUUUCUACCGAAAUUACUCUUUGCGAAAACGGAAGCUGAAUACCAUCAAAUUCCCCUACAUGCCCCACAAACAGACUCGAUUGAAGAAGGAACUCAAAAUCAUAGAGACGAGAACAUACGGCGGAACGAAUGGUGGUGGUCUAUGCUGCCGUGGUUCGUGGCAGUAGCGCUGAGGAAAACAAACCGACAACUACCAAAGAAGUCAUCAACGUCUUACCUGAAUGGUAUUCGUGGCGUGGCAUGCAUCAUCGUCUUCAUCAGACACAUCACCGACUAUUGGGAUGAGUCCCAUAACCACAACAACGCUUUCGGCACCGACCCAGCCCCAGAGAACCGCGGCGUCGGACAACUACCCAUCGUACGAAUUAUCUACGCCGGAGAAGGCAUGGUAUCGCUAUUCUUCGUGCUCUCAGGCUUUGUGUUGACCUAUUCUCCGCUACGAAAAAUCAAUAAUGCUUCAUCUCCGUCGUCGGACAGUGAUCUUCUGACUGGGCUCUGCUCCUCGAUCUUGCGGCGAGGCGUCCGCCUCUUUGCACCAGCAAUCCCCUUGAUCUUCCUGACCUGUUUCGCGACCUGGAACUAUCCGUCGUUCCAUCCAGGCCGGUGGCGUGACAGCGACCCGGCAUUUCUGGAGUUUCUAUGGGGAUAUGUCGGCAUCGCCAUGCCUCUGUUCAAUCCGUUUACCUUUGAACAAUACAUGCCGCCUUCUUUCAACCACUGCUGGACGCUUGCUGUAGAGUAUCGUGGCUCGAUGAUCGUCUUCUUGGUAUGCAUCGCGACAUGUCGGCUGACUACAAGAGCUCGAAAACUCGUGGUCGGAGGUUCGGCUUUCUGGGCACUACACACGCGAAGUGGUGACAUGUUCUGCUUCCUUUCUGGCAUGUUCCUCGCCGAGCUGCGAUACAGCCCGCUAUCGAGCGAUCUCCCGACCGCGAUAAGAUUCACAAUUCCACAGUCUGCUACUCACACUCUGACUAUAUGCCUUCUUCUAUUCUCUAUGCUUGUCAUUGGUUGGCCUUCGAACGGGGCUCAGGGGAUCGAACCAUUCAACUCGUUGGAGAAGCUUGUGCCACUGGAGUGGCGGAAGGGCGACCAUUGGAGCCACACGACUGCGUAUUUCUGGUCAACCAUCGGAGCAGUCGGCAUGCUGACUGCCGUUGAAAAUCUGCCGUCAGUGCAACAGCUGCUUUCGACAACCCCGAUAUUAUACCUAGGGGAGAUAAGCUUCUCUUUUUAUCUGCUUCACUGGAUGGCUUAUUUAUGGCCAGGAGCUAUAAUGAUGCACUACUUGACCAAGUCUCUCGGUUGGCCCCAAGGUCUAAGUUUUUAUAGCAUGUUUCUUAUAACACUAGCCUUGACGACCGUUGCUGCGGAUUACUACUGGAGAGCCGUGGACGAAAAAUGCGUCUGGAUAGGCAAGGCUCUGGUAGAUUGGCUUGGGGUUUACGAUGACAGUACGCCUAGGCUUUCAUCGCCACAGAGGACCGCAAAUCGACUGACGGAUGAGGAUCAGACGCUACCUGUUGCGUUAGAUAGCGUCACAACUCCAGUGAAGCAGGAAUAG
Molecule: messenger RNA, 1569 nt
Organism: Truncatella angustata
Lineage: Eukaryota; Fungi; Ascomycota; Sordariomycetes; Amphisphaeriales; Sporocadaceae
Product: acyltransferase family-domain-containing protein
Exons: 1
Coding region: 1-1569 (522 amino acids)
Biological process (GO): polysaccharide biosynthetic process
Cellular component (GO): membrane
Molecular function (GO): acyltransferase activity, transferring groups other than amino-acyl groups
Source: RefSeq, a predicted model, not a curated record